CCCACCUUGUGACAGUGAGUGUAGAAAGAGAUCCUUGCUUCUGAGCUGGUGGAUGGAGCAGAUCUGGUUCCUCUUUUUGCACUUGAGGGCUGCUGUCCUUCUGCUGAGGGGCUGCUCCGGCUCCUCCUCAAACUCCCUGCACCAUCUCUACCUGGGGGUAUCGGAGCCCAUCCCGGGCCUGCCCUGGUUCACUCAGUUGGGAUAUGUGGAUGACCAGCUUGUCACUCGCUAUGACAGCAACACAAGGAGAGUUGACCCUCAAGUCCCCUGGAUGGAGAAGGCGGAGGAUGCCCAGUACUGGGAGUGGGAGACCCAGCAAGCUCAGGAGGCUGAGCUCUAUUUCAGGCAGGCUCUCUUGACCCUCCAGAGUCGAUACAAGCGGAGUGGAGGGCUUCAUACCUGGCAGUGCCUGGUUGGCUGUGAGCUGAGCAAAGACGGGAAGCAGAAAGGAAGGUUUAUGCUGUGCGGCUAUGAUGGGAGGGACUUCAUCCGCCUGGACAAGGAGAACUUCACCUGGACGGCAGCUGAUGAGCAGGCCCAGCUGACCAAGAGGAAGUGGGAGGCUGGACCCACCAUUAAAAGGAUAUGGAAAUACUACCUGGAGAAUACCUGCACUGAGAGACUGCAAAAAUAUAUUAACAAUGAGAAAGAGACUCUGCUGAGGAUAGAGUCCCCAACUGUGAAGGUGGCAUGCAAGCUGGGCCAUGAUGGCCUGGAGACCCUCGUCUGCCGAGCUCAUGGCUUCUACCCCAAGGAGAUUGAUGCCACCUGGAGGAAGGAUGGUGAGGUCUGGGAGCAGGAGACCCUCCGUGGAGGUGUCAGCCCCAAUUUGGAUGGGACCUACCACACCUGGAUCAGCACUGAGAUCCAUCCCAAGGAUAAGAAGCGCUACCAGUGCCAUGUGGAACAUGACAGCCUGUUGGAACCUCUGAACGUGACCUGGGUGGAGCCUGCCUCAGUGCCCGUGGGGGCUAUCUGUGGGGUCGUGGCUUCCAUUCUACUAAUGAUGACUGGGAUAAUUUUAUUCUUAAAGAAACGGCAGAUAUAUAGCAGCACUUACAGAGCAGUAUUAGCACGUGUUCAGGGGCUUGACAGACCUUUCACCCCACUGGAGGAAGGGCGGCAAGAUGCAUCCAGAGCAAGCCAAGAAGCAGCAUCUACUGGUGGGCCUCAACAGCAGGAGGAAGGAGCCCAUCUGUUAAGAAGACCUAAGACAUGGGGCCUGGAGAAGGAAAGGAAGGCAACAGGGGCCAUGGCCAAGCUCCAGAAAGCCAGCACAGUGCUCAAAAACCCAUUUCCUGCCUGGGAUCGCAGCGGCAAGAAGGGCUUUGCCUUCAUUUCCUGCAGGCUCGAGCAGCGACUCCCCAGCUUGCAGAACCACGACAUUUGCUCGGGGGCUCUCUGCGACUGCGAGGGCCAGAGCAGAGGACUGGAGCCUCUGGAGACCGAUCACGGUCCAACUGCCCGCCGUCCACGCACUCUGCUUCACGCACUGCGUCCGCAGGAGCCUCCCUUGCUCAAAGCCCAGCCGGAUAGCUCCGCCCCCAGGAAGAAAACAGCCAGUCAGGAGGAGGACCGGCAGCUUCGGGGCGUGUCCUCUAUAGGCCCACCCCCGAACGUCACUCUAGGUUUCCAGCCCUCCCUUUUCCCGGAAACCGGGCCGCUUCUUUUUAACUUGCCCGUGUGCCCAAAUAACACGUGA
Molecule: messenger RNA, 1702 nt
Organism: Hemicordylus capensis (graceful crag lizard)
Lineage: Eukaryota; Metazoa; Chordata; Lepidosauria; Squamata; Cordylidae
Product: class I histocompatibility antigen, F10 alpha chain-like
Exons: 11
Coding region: 53-1702 (549 amino acids)
Biological process (GO): immune response
Cellular component (GO): external side of plasma membrane
Source: RefSeq, a predicted model, not a curated record